Molecule: messenger RNA, 1061 nt
Organism: Anarrhichthys ocellatus (wolf-eel)
Lineage: Eukaryota; Metazoa; Chordata; Actinopteri; Perciformes; Anarhichadidae
Gene: rprma
Product: reprimo, TP53 dependent G2 arrest mediator candidate a
Exons: 1
Coding region: 219-527 (102 amino acids)
Source: RefSeq, a predicted model, not a curated record
GACCACAUGCAAUCUUCAGUGAUGCGAUGCCAAAGCAGCUUGUUCAACUCCAGAAGAGCGCUGUCUGAUCCGAAGGAACUUCUUCAGUUCAGCUUCUUGUCGUCAUCUCUACUGCUCACUUGAUGACACAUUUCACAGGGAUUGUUCCAAGCGCGUCUUUUCCCUCUCUGCCUCUCACGUCUCUCGCACUGAAAGUUUGCUUUUAACAAAAAGUGGAAAUGAACAACACCGGGUUCAACCAAACGGAGGGCGGACUGCUCAACAAGACCGAGGAGUUCUUCUGCUGCAACUUUUCCUCCGUGGUGACCGAUAACGGCUUUGUGGCCGCCGCUCCGGACGAGAGGAGCCUCUUCGUCACAAGGGUGGUCCAGAUAGCCGUCAUGUGCGUUUUGUCCCUCACGGUGGUUUUUGGCAUAUUUUUCUUGGGUUGCAACCUUCUCAUAAAGUCAGAGGGAAUGAUCAACUUUUUAGUAACGGACAGGAGACCGUCUAAAGAAGCGGAGGCAGUUAUUGUUGGAGCCUACUGACUGCCGAGGACCUUUAGUGAUUUGAAUCAGAUCUGAGGUCUGGUGACAGAUGGGAGGCGAUGCGAGGAUAAACUGCCUAAACAAGCCCCCUGUUUUCACAUUGGUAAUUAGAAAAAAAAAACCCUCAUUGGUUACCAAACCGUGCUGGUGGCUGCGUCUCACAGGGUUUCACCUCAUUCUUUGGGCUUUUUAUUGCCAGCAAAGACUCAUUCAUUACCAAUUACAAUAGUGCGUUUAAGCCUCUUUGACUGUAAAGUAUUCGAUCAAGCACUGUUGUACCUUUCAGUAGUUGGAGCACCGUUUGUCAAGCAGCAUCCUUUGUCAUAGAAUGGCAAAGUCUCCGGAUUUGCUGUUUGAAAACACCCUCUCAUAUUGCUAAUGCAAUGGAGAAAUUAAUGUAAACAUGUACAGUAUGUUGUAUGUGUUUUUGCAUACAAUAUGCAAUGUAUUAAUCGGUGUAUUUCUCUGGAUUUCCUGCUGAAGACUGUAUGAGUGUCUGCGUGGGUGGUGGAGAAAAGCCCAGCAUGCCGUGUA